Pelobates cultripes (western spadefoot toad) is the source of this 369-nucleotide messenger RNA. NCBI's taxonomy places the organism in Eukaryota, Metazoa, Chordata, Amphibia, Anura, Pelobatidae. The record is from the annotation of a GenBank genome assembly.
CGUAAUUUAAAAUUCAGCUGCAGCUGUGCCUGCCUGGGUGAUCUGAAGUCUGUAUGUAAAAGCAGGGUUGAAAUGAGUAAUGGUAGAAAGAUAAUAGGGGUAGAAGCCUGUUCCGAGAAUUUGGAUGCAGGGGUUAUCAUCAGAGUCCAGAUCUCCGAACAAUUCUUGGCAGUUAUUAACUUGAAAGGUUUCAAAAACAUACACAACGCACGCACAUUAAAAAAUCUUUACAACACGGAAGGAUAUUGGAGGUCGAGGAACGAGGGGAAAGGAUGGUGUAAUCUAUUUGGAAGUCAAGAGGUUUUUAGUAAAAAAAAAUUAGAUGCGGGCGUUACCGCCCCCACCACCACCACCUUAGCCACUGAGUGA